AUGCCUACAUCUUUGGGUACACUGGGCCUUGUGAGGGCCGUGUCGGAACUUUCCUAUACAACGACUCAACAAUUCUAUCACCUGAAACGUGCUCUGAAGCUAUCUGAGGACCUAAGUGUGCUCGGAGUCUCAAACCCGUGGAGACCUCGAUGUUGUGCCGUCCAAAGAAUCUUCGCCAUCGUGCUGAACAACUCCCUGACGUUCAAAUCACCUGGGACACGACAGAUCUCCACGCUGUACGCGUGGCUGUCGCAAUGGACUUUCACCCCAAAAGGGACCAUGAUUGAAUCAGAUCGCGGGGGCAAACUGGUGGAUCUCAUCACCGCUAGAGACCCUACUUUUACGAGUGGGUCAUGGACGUUUCAGGUCGAGACCCAAGAUUACGGUUACAACACCCAAUGGUUCGGACAGUACAACUUGAGAUCCAUGGGAGCUCUUCAUGUUCGAUCUAUCAAUCAACGUGCGGUGCUGCUUAGCGCGCAACUAAAGAAGCGGGUCUGUGCGCUUAGCUGCCACCGGCCCACCAGCUACAAGCGCAUGUCCAUGACACAUCUAGAUACCUUCAUGACCAUUCCACCAGCCACGACGUUGGCAAACUGGAACCACAAGACCUUCGCAUUUAGCACUUGA
Molecule: messenger RNA, 630 nt
Organism: Laccaria bicolor S238N-H82
Lineage: Eukaryota; Fungi; Basidiomycota; Agaricomycetes; Agaricales; Hydnangiaceae
Exons: 8
Coding region: 1-630 (209 amino acids)
Source: RefSeq, a predicted model, not a curated record